GCAAAGGCCGCCAGCUCCUUUCUUAAGAAGAACUGCUGCUCCCAUCUCGUGCUGCGAAAACAUUUGGGCUCGACCGGCUGAAUCAGAUGCACGGCAUACACCAGACAUUUCCUUUCUAAUCGAGCAUACGAACAAACGAACAAGCGAACGGAUCCGUAAACAACUGCAACAAUGAGGCAAUCCAUGGUGUCGCGUGCCAAAAAUGGCGGAUUCUCAAAACUCCUGGUGGCUUCAUACAUUGUCGACUGGGUCAUAAUUAUUGUCGCUGCUGGUGUGGGAGCUUUACUGGCAAAUAUCACACCAAAUAUGAGACCCUUUUCGCUCACAAACCCCGAAAUCAGUUUCCCGCACGUAGAACAUGAGAAAGUCUCCUUGGUUACACUGGGCUGCUCCGCUCUCGCUGGUCCAGCCGUAAUCAUCUUCCUCGUCUGCCUCGUCCUUGUGCCGGGCCCUACGGUUUCGAAAGCAAUACCAAAAUCACUGAUAUGGAAACGCAAACUUUGGGAAUGGCACACUGGAUGGUUGGGAUUGGCGCUUUCUCUGUCGGCAUCUUUCCUGAUUACUAGUGGAAUGAAGAACCUGUUCGGAAAGCCUCGUCCAGAUCUUCUCUCACGUUGUGAGCCAGACAUGGCCAACCUUGCGAAUUAUACCUAUUCGAAGUUUCUUGCAGGAAGUAUUUACGAGAACUUCAAUGUAGUGUCUGCGAAAAUCUGCCAGCAGUCAGACAAGGCGAAAUUGGACGAUGGGUUUCGAAGUUUUCCCAGUGGCCAUGCUUCCUUUUCUUCUGGGGGUCUCAUCUACCUCAGUCUCUUCCUGGCCUCGAAAUUAGCUAUAACUAUUCCCUUCCUCGCAUCUGGCUCCAGCGCUACGCAAUUGUCUGCCUUUCCUUCUCGUGCUUCAACUGCGAGAGCUAUGGAGAACCGCAGUGUAGAGAGUCGAGACAAGUCCAUGGGCGGGGAUGAUCUACAUGAGCCAUCAGGACAUGAUGACGCUGUUAUUGCGGCCCGCAACCAAGCAGCAGGACCUCCCGUGUACCUGUUGGUCAUUGCUGUUUUGCCCUUCUUUGGUUCUAUCUACAUUGCGUCGACAAGAUAUUCAGAUUUUAGACAUCACGGUUUUGACAUUCUGUUUGGCUACUUCAUUGGCUUCGUCACAUCCGUAUUUGCGUUCCGCUACUAUCAUCUUCCGAUCAACCAAGGCGCUGGAUGGAGUUGGGGCCCAAGAAGUCGAGAUAGGAGUUUCUGGGCCGGCGUUGGUGUUGGAAACUACGUCGGAAGCCGGGAGAAGCGUCACGAGGAAAUUUUGCAGAGGAACGACACAGAUCUGGAAGCUGGAAGAGCGGUCCAUCAGAGAAACCUUACGAACGAAGUGGGUACUGGCGAGACUACCGCCUACGGAGUGGCGAGAUGACCAAGCUGGUGUUAAUACUACCAAUAGGACCGGAUUGAACUUCUCCCCAUGCGCGAGAGGUCUGAUGGAUCGAGGCGACCCUCACAUUAAGGAGUUUUUGGCGUUACACCGGAGGAUAUACCAACUUGAACGGUUUAGAGGUCCAAUCUGGAAAACGUGCAUGAUGAUCAAUUGCAUUUGGCCUGGGGGCCUGGACGGAAAAUACAUGGUACUUAAUAUCGAGUAGUACUUCUGGCAGUAUGGUAGAGCAUGUUUCUGUGGAAAGAAUUGCAUAAUUUUGACGAUAUAUCCUUGUAACAUGAGAGAGAAUGUAUGAAAUUGCUGGUAACACAAACAACGUUCGUGAACAGUUUCGCGGAAGUCUACUCUGCAUUGGCACGUCCUUUCAACCAUGCCUGUUUUCCUCGUCUGAACAUCAUUUUUUAUGUCUUUUUGUUCUGGCGUCACUUCGUGGACGAGAUGUUCACCAAUAUUUCAGUCUUGUGUAACGCAUUCGCUCAAUCGAGCGGCGACAUCUUUUCCCACGAACACAUCAGGAUUACAAAAAUUCGAUCACAGCAUUCCAAGUUACAACCGCUUUUCAAUAUCUUUGAUCAGUGCACUUCAUUUGGAAGAAAGUACCUAUAUCAGAGCCAGCAUUCCCCAACAUCCGGUAAAAUCGUGUACCCUUAUUCCUGCCCUCGACGCCUCGCGUAAAACACAAGCAGCCACCAACGUGGAUGGACAGAGAUAUUUCCAAUACUGCUCAACCACGCAAGAUGCCAUCCAAUCAACUUCUACAAAUGUUACCAAGUUACCUACAUCCAACCCAAUCAGCAUGUUGUGUUCAGAUGAUGAGUUCCACAAGUGUAUGCUGCACUGAUGAGUGAUCUCCUUUGCUGGUGGAGAUUAGGAAGUUGGGAGGGCGUCAUCACUAGCUUCCUACGACCGUUGGAUGUCUCUUCGCAAAUCAGUCACUACAGUCAUAUAUAAACAAACUCCAUCAUGCGCAGCUCCAUCCUCACGGCGAGCUCGAGUGGGCAGGCAACGAGUGUUAGUACUACGACGGGGAGAACUGGGUCGUCAAGUGCAAAGGCUUCGAGCACGAUUUCUGCUGGAGCUGCGCAGACCAAUGCUUUCGUUGCUAUUAUUGUGGGUGCUGUUGGGUUCUUGGGGAUGGCUCUUGUUUUGCAGAGAGGACUUUAAUGUCAUUGCAAGGAAACUCAUGUUUUGUUAAGUUGGAAUAGUAACAGGGAUCUACUGAUAAUAAUCGAUUUUCCCGGGGGGAUCAAAAGUAAUGCUAGUUUUGAGAUUACAAUUACAUGGCCAAUUACGUUUGUAAAUAAACAAUGAACCGC
Messenger RNA from Cadophora gregata, 2747 nucleotides. RefSeq lists its product as uncharacterized. The transcript has 3 exons. Gene Ontology annotation, biological process: phospholipid metabolic process. The record is from RefSeq and is a predicted model, not a curated record. Gene Ontology annotation, molecular function: phosphatidate phosphatase activity. NCBI's taxonomy places the organism in Eukaryota, Fungi, Ascomycota, Leotiomycetes, Helotiales, Ploettnerulaceae. The coding region runs from base 172 to 1410 and encodes 412 amino acids.